CUUUUCAGAUCAAUGUCUUCUCCUGCUCCAGGCAGGCGGACCAACGCCUCUCUUCGUACUCGACGUCCUACAACUUACUAUGACAAUGAAAAGGACUCAACUGGUGAUCCCAACAUACCUAGAAACCCUCAAUACCCUCCUAACGCAUCUGGGCGAGAUGAGGACGAAGACGAAUUUCCAAAUCCACCAGGAAGAUCUACAAACCCAGCUUCAGGUCAAUCAAAAUCAAAUCGUUCGGGAUCACAAGUUCCUGAUUCAACCAAACCUACUCGUAGUACACCCAGACCUCGAGAGCAACCUCGCGGUCUGCCUGCCGGUCCAGGAGAGAAGAGUAAAGUGGGAGCGGCACUUCGAAGUAAACGGCAAAGUGUUUCCUAUGGACCUCUAGCACCAGCCCGGACUGCCAAUGCACCUCCAAUGCCUUCGAUGCCGAAAGUACCUGGCAAACAUUUAGUGCAAGGCGAUGUAUCUCGAGCAGGCGGUGGUGGACCUGUAGGAAGGCGUAGGAACGAAGAUGGUAUCCGAACUGAAUCUCGAAGAGUGAAGAGUGGUGCAGAUAUUGACUUGGAAACUCUCGGACAUGAUAAGUUUGAUCCUGAGAAAUACUUAAAGGUCCAUUUAUCGAUCAGUGGUGGUUCAGAUCCUCAACAUCUCAAAGAUUUCAAGGACCGUUUAAGAUCAGCUCAAGUAGCUACCAAUCAGGACUUGCAAGAAAACGUCUACAAGUUUUUCAUAUUUCUUGAAUUUCUUAUCAGAAAUUACUCGGCCUUUGUAGCAAUCAGUAAAGAGAUUGCUACUCUUGAGAAUGAGAUGUUGGAACUCAAGACAGUUCUGGAAGAAUUUAAAACUCUCCCGGGUGAUUUAGAUAUGGGUCUAGGAUCCGAGGAAUUCAAUUUGAGUGGAGGAAGUCUGACAAGUGACAUUCGGAAAAGGGCCGCUCGAAAUUCAGUUGCGGACGUCAACGCUCUCUAUCGAACUCAAUUGGAGGCUCUAUGGGAGAAUGUUGAGGGCUCACAAAAGUUUUUGCCUGUCGUUCCUGGUCGACAUCUUGUAUCCGAAAGCAAGACCUUUGUAGAACUCAAUUCCAUUACUUAUAAACCUAAACACAACGUUCAUCUCUUCCUGCUAAAUGAUACACUCUUGGUGGCUGUUCCUAAACGAACGGGCAUGGGCAGUAGUAAGGUCAAGCUCGUGGCGGAUAAGUGUUUCAAUUUGGGCGAAAUCUCGGUUACUGAUCUUAAAGAUGGCGGAGACUUGGAUAACGCCGUUAAGAUCACGAGGGCUCGAGAAACUGCCCUGUUUAAAACUGAUAGAUCAGAAGACAAAAGAGCACUACUGAGCUCAUUCAAAAAAGGAGCUGAAGAGCUUGCUAGUCGAAAACGAAAACAAAGCAUCAUGGAAGCUGAGCAGCGCAGGGGGGGUGGACGACAGCAUGCUCUGGAUGGCUAUGGAGGUGGUGAUCGACCUCCUUUACCUACCAUGUACGAAGAAGGAGCAUUUGAGAUCCCAAAUUUACAAACCGUUCAACCGAGUAAGAUCUUAGGAUUUGGAAAGCAUGAUCCAAGUGGAAAAGAUUUGAGUUGGAUUGGUGAUCUUUCAGAUGAAUUAUCUGUUUCAAUUGCUUGUAGAGCUUAUGAUGAAGCAAGUGAAUUAAUUGAAAAAUCUAAAACAAUCUUGGUACAACUCAAAUCUGUACCCAAUUCACCAAUUUCACAACCCAUCAAUUCAGAAUCAAUUCAAUAUUCACUUUUAAAAGCUAAAAUAGAUGAAAAAUCACAAGAUUUAAUGCAAAAACUUUUUGAUGAUCUUCUUGAUCCUACCAUUAGGAAAACACAAGUCAUCAAGAUUUCAAAUUUGAUUACUAGAUUGAGUAUCAACCCAGCUAACCCCCUCGGAUCUCCUAGUGCGGUAGCCAACAUCGAGAAAGCUAAACGGAGCUUUCUAUCAAUGCGAUCUGAAUUAGUGAAAACCAGGAGUCGGAUGAUCAAGUUUGAGGGCGAUAUCGCACUAUGGGUCUCUCAACUCGCUAUGGUAAUCUUUACCUUGAUCAAAAAUACGUGUGAAUGGUACAUGACUGCUUUCAGAGACAAUCGGAUGGCUUCAGGCUUUGUUAGAUGGGCAGCUGAACAAAUUGAACUUUAUGCAUCAAUCUUUAGACGUCAAGUAUAUGGUGUUGAUCAAGAUGUACAAUCUAUUCAAGAUUGUAUGUCAGUAACGAAAGCUCAUGCAAGCAUGCUAAAAGAAGUUGGAUUAGAUUUUGGAUUUUUAUUAGAAUCACUUUUAAGUCCUGAAGCACAUAGUAAACUCAAACCUAGAAGAAGAUCAACUGAUGAUAUACGAACUAAACCUGAUCAAGGCUCUCGUAAGGAAAAAAAUUUAGCAAUUUGAUGAACAGUUCUCGGUUAACUUUGGAUGAUGUUUAUCUACCGUAUGAUAUAUUGGUUGACUGUUUUAUUGUGUAUAAGAUGUAUUUAUUUAUAUUGAUAGGGACAAUUGACCUUGUAAUAUGAGUGUCUCUGGAUUUGAAAAACUUGAAG
Messenger RNA from Melampsora larici-populina 98AG31, 2537 nucleotides. RefSeq lists its product as uncharacterized. The record is from RefSeq and is a predicted model, not a curated record. The coding region runs from base 13 to 2388 and encodes 791 amino acids. Gene Ontology annotation, cellular component: exocyst. The transcript has 8 exons. NCBI's taxonomy places the organism in Eukaryota, Fungi, Basidiomycota, Pucciniomycetes, Pucciniales, Melampsoraceae. Gene Ontology annotation, biological process: exocytosis; intracellular protein localization; Golgi to plasma membrane transport.